AUGUCGCGACACCUGCGAACAACAGCCCGCGCGGCGGCGGCGACAAGGCCGGCGGUCCAGCCGCGUCUGGCGGCCUCGGCGCGCUUCGCGUCGAGCUCGAGCUCGAGCCAGCCCGAGGCGUCGUCGUCGUCCUCCAAGGCCGCCGCGCCAUCUCCCCCCGCUGCAGAGGUCGCCAAGGGCAAGGCCCCCGCGGCGCCGAAGGGCAAACCCCCCGCGACCGACCCGUACGCCGUCCCCCCGCUCUCGAGACCACUGGGCACGCCAAUCCCGCCCUCAUCCGACCCGCAGACGCGCGCGCAGCGCCUGGACCAGAUGCUCGACCAGACCCGGCGCAAGGAGGAGCGCAAGGCACUGGUGAAAGAGGCCACGCAGGGAUACUUCCACGACUACCACCUCGCGCGCAAGGCCAACGGCGGCAAGCUGUGGGUCGCGCCGCCGGUGCUCAUCCGCGAGGACCGCGCCCUCUACUUCCCCGACAUCUCAGGCAAGGCGCUCACCGGCGGCACGGUACACACGACCGACCUGUUCCGCGGGCGCGUGUCGCUCGUGUCGAUUGUCAACACGCGCGUGAGCGAGGAGCAUGUGCAGAGCUUUGUUGAGCCGGUGCUCGAGGACUGGGCCGGGCAGCCGGGGUUCAACUAUGUUCAGAUCAACCACCAGCCCAAUGCCCUCAAGGGCCUGCUCAUCUCGCUCUUUGUCAGCAGCUUGAAACGCACCAUCCCCGAAGAUCGCUGGGGCUCGUACCUCAUCUCGUCGGGCGAGUGGUCCGAGUUCGACGUGUCCCGCCCGCUCGGGAUCGAGAACAAGCUCCUCGGCUACGUUUAUCUCGUCGACGAGAACGCCAAGGUCCGCUGGGCGGGCUGUGCGCAGGCCACGCCUAAAGAGACGGAGGACUUGCGGCGUGCCGCUGCGGUCCUCGUGCGCCGGCACGCUGGCGAGUCGGGCGCUGGUGCGGCGGCGCCAAAGACAGAGUAGAAGGAUACAGUUUCACAUGCAUUGCACAUC
Molecule: messenger RNA, 1005 nt
Organism: Vanrija pseudolonga
Lineage: Eukaryota; Fungi; Basidiomycota; Tremellomycetes; Trichosporonales; Trichosporonaceae
Gene: ATP10
Product: Mitochondrial ATPase complex subunit ATP10
Exons: 4
Coding region: 1-975 (324 amino acids)
Biological process (GO): mitochondrial proton-transporting ATP synthase complex assembly
Cellular component (GO): mitochondrial inner membrane
Source: RefSeq, a predicted model, not a curated record